Molecule: messenger RNA, 2433 nt
Organism: Oryctolagus cuniculus (rabbit)
Lineage: Eukaryota; Metazoa; Chordata; Mammalia; Lagomorpha; Leporidae
Source: RefSeq, a predicted model, not a curated record
GUCCACUCCUGCCUGUCAAAAAAAAAAAAAAAAAGAGGCUAUCAGCAAAAACCAAGACUCGUUCAAGGUGGUGAAGACCGUGCGUACGUUUCGGGAGUCUUAUUUCAAGUUUUAAUUCUUCUGCCAACACACUCAUGGUAAUCCCAGGCUAGUUGCUCUCGUUUCUGAAUCGACGUGUCACCCACUGCGCCUCCCUCGUCUGGGCACUUCAUCACUCACUCACUGAAGUUGCUGUUCAGAGUGUCCGCUGUGUCCUGUUCUCUCCUGCUCUAAAGUCACUGAGGAGACAGUACUGACGACGAAGCUGCAAACCCUUUCAAGAAGCAAACGUGUCUAUACACGACCAUGUUUUCAAGGCAUUUCCGAUGGAUCUGACUGCCUGUCAAAAAAAAAAUUAAAAAAUAACUGAGAUAUUGGGGGUCUUGGUAUUAGAAGAUGAGCAAACUUCGUAGUUAUGAAUCUGCCUUGUCCAGCGUGCUCUACACGCCACGUUGAUGACCCUCCUCUCCCUGAGAGAAGAGCCAGCCUGAGCCGUGGAGUGGAGCAGAAAACCAGAUUAGAGGAUUACACAACGCAGAACCGGUCAAGUCGGUUUUUCCCAUCGAGAGACAGAAGCUACAGUGACCUCCCUGGAGCUCUCAAGGUCAUGUCUGGGUGCCUGGGCACGAAAAAAGCUAAAAAAAAAUAAAAUAGAAUAAAAAAUCCAGGUUCUGGAACAUUCUAGGACGUUCUAGAAUGUUCCGGGAUCCCUAGAAUUUUUCCGAGGUGUUCUAGAAUGUACCAGAACAUCACCAAGUGAGUCUGGGGGGAUUCUGGGAUACGGGUCUGAGUAGAAGUUUCCCGGCUGGGUGUGACGGGUGUCCUGGUGCCGGCCUGUCCCUGCGGACAUUGACGUGACAUCCCGUGCCCACCGGGGCUGCGGAAACUUCCAGCACAUCGGCAGAGGGUCUCAGACCUCCGAGGACGCUCGCUGGGUUCUCUGGAACAUACUGGAACAUUCUACAACAUUCCAAGACCCCAAAGACACUCUCCAAGCGGUCCAGGGCAUCCUACGAACAUUCUACAAAUUCUACGUCAUCCACCAGUAUUCCGGAACACUCCAAGACCAGGUGCUCUAGAAUACUCUAAGGCCCCGAGGACGUGCACCGGGCUCUCUGGACGUGUUCUAGAACGUUCCGGAACAUUCCACAGAAUUCCUCGCGAUUCCAAGGACAUUCCCUGGGCAUUCUAGAACAUUCUGGAAUCCUGGAAACACGCACCAGGGGUUCUGGAAAAUUCCAAGGCCCAAGAACGCACGACAGACUCUCCCAGAAUUCCCUGGGAGCACUGACCGUUCCGGAACGUCCCUGGUAUCCACCAGGAUGUUUGCACAACCUUCGGCCCCGCCAACUCCUCCCCCAGCCCUGGCAAUAAAUAGACGCCGGGUCCCCGCCGGCUCAGACGACGACGAAGACGAUGGUGAUGAAGAUGACGGUGACGAAGGCUCUCCUCCUCGCCCUCACGGUGGGCGUGGCCUGUGCGGACGUCGACCCCGCCCAGCUCUCCGGGCCCUGGCGCACCUCCGCCAUGGCCUCCAACAACCUGGAAAUGAUCCUGAAGGAUGGGCCACUCCGGAUGCUGUUCCGCGAGAUGGAGUGCAACGAGGACUGCAACGCCCUGAACGUCUUCUUCUACGUCAAGAAGAACGAGGUAUGCACCCCGCACACGGUUGUGGCCCAGAAGAACGCAGACGGCAUCUACACCACUGACUUCGAGGGCCAGACCUCCUUCCAGUUCCAGGAAUUGGAUCCCACUAGCCUCAUCGUCUUCAUCAAUAACAUGGCAUCCGGCGGCACCACCAGCCGCCUCAGCUUCCUCACUGCCAAAUUGAAUUUCAUAAACGAUGACGCGCUGGACGACUACGCGAGGCUCACGGAGCAGAAUGGGAUCCCGCGGAAGUACAUCCGGCGUGUGGCCGACACAGACACCUGUCCACCCUGAGGACGCCUCCCUUGGAGAAGGUGCCAGAACGUUCUAGACCAUUCCAGAACCGCCCCUGAUCGCCUCACCAUCUCCUCCCACCUGCGAAUGCGCUAGCAUGCUCCGGACAUUCUAGAACGUUCUGGAUUGAUCCAAGAUGGUCUGGAUCGUCCCAGAAUUUCUAGAAAGCUCCGGAACAUUCUAGAAUCGGCCGUCCCCGGCUUUCUCUGCUUCCUGUUCAUGGAAUAAACUCAUCCUAGGCACAGUCCCAGUCAUUUAUUUUAAACGAUUUUUAUUGUUCCGUCAAAAGACAGAGCGAGCUGGUGGAGGAACCCAGGGGCUACCUCCGGGUCUCCCUGCACUGUCAGUCACCGUUCACUGACAAGGGGGUGGGCUCUGUCAUCUGGUGGCUGUCAAUCAGCCCUGAGUGACACUGGGGGGGUUCUCCCCGACUCCACUGGCAGCCAGUCACAC